AUGGCAAAGCUUGUUUCGGCUGCUCUCCUUGCCGUGGCCCAGGGCGGCAUCGUACGCGUGCCGGUGGAGAAGACGGUCAGCUUGCGGGAUAUCGCGAAGGGAAUGUCUGCUCAGGUCCCGCAGCUGGCCGAGCAGCAGUUGCUCGGUUCAGACGGGCACGACGUGCCGAUCAGUGAUUUCCAGAACGCACAGUACUUCGGACCGAUCCAGGUUGGCGGGCAGACGUUCCAAGUGAUCUUCGACACGGGCUCCGCCAACGUGUGGGUGCCGGGUAAGAAUUGCAGCUGGCACACGUGUUGGUUCCACCCUCGCUACGACGCCACCAAGUCAUCGACGUAUCCACCAGAUGGCCGCACGUACAGUGUGCAGUAUGGCUCGGGCCCAGUUGAGGGCGUCUUUGCCUCUGACACGGUGACGGUCGGGGAUGUCAAGGUGCCUGAUCAGCUGUUCGCUGAAGUGAGCUCGGUCAGCUUCGGACCGCUGAACUUAGCCUUCGCUGCUGGCAAGUUCGACGGACUCCUCGGCCUCGGUUUCAAAAGCAUCUCACAGUACAACAUCCCAACACCAUUCGAAACUAUGAUUGCUCAGAAGCUCGUCGACGAGCCGGUCUUCGCAUUCUAUUUGCAGUCCGAUGCGUCCGCUCAGGGCGAGCUCGUGUUCGGUGGCAUCGACAAUGCGCACUUCACGGGCGAUCUCGUCAACGUGCCAUUGAUCAGCGAGACAUAUUGGGAGGUUAGCCUUGACAAAAUGACGUUUGGCAGCGAGAGCGUUGCCUCGUCGCAGAAGGCGAUAAUCGACAGCGGCACGUCCCUCCUCGCGGGCCCGAAGGACGUUGUAGACACCCUUGCCAAGAAAGCGGGCGCGACUCUUAUCGCAGGCAAGGAGUGGACCAUCGACUGCAACAGGUCCGCCAGCCUCCCGAGCCUCACCGUCACUCUCGGCGGCCCCUGGAGGACUUCGUCCUCGAAGGCAGCGACUACGUCCUCAACGCAGGGGGCACGUGUUUGUUUGCCAUGA
Prorocentrum cordatum is the source of this 1017-nucleotide messenger RNA. Lineage: Eukaryota; Dinophyceae; Prorocentrales; Prorocentraceae. The record is from the annotation of a GenBank genome assembly.